This is a messenger RNA of Anopheles nili, 3267 nucleotides long. RefSeq names its product CTP synthase (gene Ctps). The record is from RefSeq and is a predicted model, not a curated record. Gene Ontology annotation, cellular component: cytoophidium; cytoplasm. The coding region runs from base 134 to 2092 and encodes 652 amino acids. The transcript is spliced from 7 exons. NCBI's taxonomy places the organism in Eukaryota, Metazoa, Arthropoda, Insecta, Diptera, Culicidae. Gene Ontology annotation, molecular function: CTP synthase activity; identical protein binding. Gene Ontology annotation, biological process: CTP biosynthetic process; pyrimidine nucleobase biosynthetic process.
CGCUUGCGUUGGCGCAUUGUUUACAAACAAUUAACUCCUUCGUGCGGGAUAUCCGGCAGAGAGAACGGUAUAGUAUCAGCCAAGACGCCAGCAGACUAGGACAACGCAGCAUCGCGAAACGACGCAGAAUACCAUGAAGUACAUACUCGUAACGGGUGGUGUGAUCAGUGGCGUCGGCAAAGGCGUUAUUGCCAGCUCGUUCGGAACGCUACUGAACGCGUGCGGAAUCGAGAUUACCUCGAUCAAAAUUGAUCCGUACCUCAAUAUUGAUGCAGGGACAUUUUCGCCGUUCGAGCACGGUGAGGUGUAUGUGCUCGAUGACGGCGGCGAGGUUGAUUUGGACCUGGGAAAUUACGAACGCUUCUUGAACAUAGUGUUACACAAGGACAACAACAUUACGACGGGCAAAAUCUACAAAAGCGUCAUCGACCGAGAACGUGUUGGGGACUACCUUGGAAAGACAGUCCAGGUGGUGCCGCACAUUACAGAUGCCAUAAAGGAAUGGAUCGAGCGAGUGGCCAAAACACCGGUGAAGGGAGACAUCCAGCCGGAGGUGUGCAUCAUCGAAAUGGGCGGCACAAUCGGCGAUAUCGAGGGUAUGCCAUUCGUGGAAGCUUUGCGGCAAUUUCAAUUCCGCGAGAAAAGGGAAGAUUUUUGCGUAGCGCACGUAUCUCUCGUGCCGCUUCCACGUGCGACAGGUGAACCGAAGACGAAGCCUACGCAAGCAAGCGUUCGCGAGUUGCGUGCCCUUGGCCUUAGCCCAGACCUGAUCGUGUGCCGCUCGGAGAAUCCACUCGGUGACGAGGUGAAGGACAAAAUUAGCAACUUCUGCCAUGUCCUGCCGGAGCGCGUCAUCUGUAUACACGAUCUCUCUUCGGUUUACCACGUGCCACUGCUGAUGGAGCAGGCUGGUGUCAUUGAAAUCCUUCGGGAGCGACUGCAACUCAAUAUACCAAUACCGCGGCCACCGGAUUUCAUGCAAUCAUGGCGUGAUCUGGCCGAGCGGUUGGACAACGUGUAUAAAAAAGUGAACAUUGCGCUUGUCGGCAAAUAUACCCGGCUGGAGGACGCGUAUGCGUCCGUGUCGAAGGCGCUUCUACAUUCGGCCAUCAAGGUCGGUUACAAGUUGAACCUAACGUUCAUCGAAGCGUGCAAUCUCGAACGUAGCACGAAAUUUAACACCCCCCAUCUGUACUACGAAGCGUGGCAUAUGCUUACCAACAGCAACGGUGUCAUCGUUCCCGGAGGGUUCGGUUCACGCGGAAUCGAAGGCAAGAUCCGUGCGUGUCAAUGGGCUCGUGAAAAUUCAAAGCCGUUGCUCGGCAUAUGCCUCGGAUUGCAGGCAGCCGUCAUAGAGUAUGCGCGCAAUAAGCUAGAUUUAGAGAACGCCAACACAACCGAAGUGGAUGAAAACACGCCCCAUCCGCUCGUUAUAGAUAUGCCCGAACAUCAUACGGGAGUGUAUGGUGGAACCAUGCGACUGGGAAAGAGAACAACCAUAUUCCAGGGCCAGAGUAAAAUACGUCAGCUGUACGGAAACCAAACGCAAAUCGAAGAACGCCACCGGCAUCGAUAUGAGGUAAAUCCGAAAUAUAUCGAUCAGUUGACCGCUCAUGGAAUGCGCUUCGUUGGCACGGACUCAGAGAAGGAGCGAAUGGAAAUCAUGGAGCUGGAUGGCCAUCCGUACUACGUUGCGACCCAAUUCCAUCCCGAGUAUCUUUCCCGACCUCUCAAUCCGUCGCCUCCCUUCCUCGGACUGAUCCUCGCCUCGGUGGGCAAACUAGACAGCUAUCUAGCAAAUGGACAAAAGGUGCUGCAGCAAAGUAACUCCAACUUCGGGCUGUCCAUGGAAAGCUCGAGCGACGACGAUGUCUGCAACGGACGUCACCAGGGGCAUAAACCAGAUGCAGGGGUUAGCAAGUCGCUAACGGGCGGUAAUGCCUGCAAACCGGCAGUGGCCAAGAAACCGGACGCAUCGGUUGCGGUGGUAGGGCAAACAAACGGUACCGAACUUGUGCCUGCAUUGGCUGCUAUCAAAUUAAACUCGCCUGUAAAAAUGAACGGUAGCGUUACGGAAAACGGAACAAACUAAAUGGAAUGGGUUCCUCACAGAGUUUCAAGACAGUAGAAAGUGUGGCGAUUCACGCAUAAAAAGCUAGGAUAUAAGUUACAAGUGAUAGAUUUUUUGUUUCGACAAAGGUUCGCCAUUGGCUAAAAAAUUCUUCCAUUUCAAAGGUGACAUUGAGCAUCGAAUGUGACAUUGAUACGAACUAAAAACAAACACAUUAGGCGACUGAAAGUACGUGGAAAUCUGUUCUAGCAUUGAUGAAUGCGGUCAAAAAUGAGAAUAACGUUCAAUCAUUAGGCUAAGGUUGAAAAGUGGCAAAACAAAUUUCUUCCGAUUUGGUAGGUUAAACCAAGGAGAGACUGUAACGCUUGCGGAAUGUAAAAUGUUAUUUUCAUGGCAAUAUCCGGACAUAGAGCAGCAUGAUUGUACGAAACAUCCACUAUAACAUUCGUUUCGAAUGGAAUUUAAUUCAACAAGAAAUAUUACUACUAUUAUCGAAUGUUCAAGGACGUUAGGAGUGAGUUGAGUCUAUUAUUUUAAAUCUUACUCCAUUUCUACGAAUACAUAUAAUUAUGCUGCAUCAAAUCAUGCAGCUGUAUGAUUGAUUAGUGUGAAAAACAAAUCUUUAUUGUUGCUGGCGAUUCACUAGCAAGCAGCUAACGAACCGUUUUGCCUAUGAUGCUUUAUCUAUUAUACAAUGAACUUUUCGCACAGGUCGAUACGAUACCAAUUCGAAAAAGAUGUUGAUGAAUUCGUGUGAUGCAAUUCACGAAGGCUACCUAAGCGAAUCAAUACAUUUACUUAGCACUUAUGGCCUUGCCUAAGUGAUACGCAGAAGAAUUGAAAAAAAAAUGAAUACAUCUUGAUAACAGUUGCGAUAAAGUGAAUGUUGUUAAUUGAGGCUCUAAUCUUUAAACACCUCCAAGCGUCAGGGUGAGACGAACCUUAUGGACGAUUGAUGUUGCAAACUGUACUACCGUAAAGUCAUCUCUCUGUUUAAGAGAUUCUCCUUUCUUCCAUUUUUCACAAGGAUAUGCUGUCACGAAAAGAGCGAAAUUCUGAUGCAUCAAAGACAAUUAUCUGCAAGCUAACUUUCAUAUCGUUGUACGUUGGGGAUAGUGAUCAUUCAAUCACUUCAAGGUCCCUCGCUACACAUAAUGCUAACUUUACAGUUUUCAAUAUAAUCCCAUUGGCUCCAG